Closterium sp. Naga37s-1 is the source of this 1231-nucleotide messenger RNA. The record is from the annotation of a GenBank genome assembly. NCBI's taxonomy places the organism in Eukaryota, Viridiplantae, Streptophyta, Zygnematophyceae, Desmidiales, Closteriaceae.
CUUUCGCUUCACCGACUUCACGCCAGGCGACAUCAUGGCUUCCUCGCGGCGCUUCCUGCUUCUCGCGCUGCUAGCGCUCGUCGCCACGGCCAUCCUCGCGGAAGCCGCCAGCAAGACCCGCUCGCAGGCGACGGCAGGCGAGGCGAGGGACAAGGCUGCUACCACCAAUAAGCGGGCGGGCAGCUCGGGUGCCACUGGAUCGGCGUCUGGAAAGAAACCCGCCCGCUCCGAAUCGCAGCAGCCGGCAGUGCAGACGGCUGGCGGCAAGCGGCAGGGGCAGCAGCAGACGACGAUGGGCGUGAAGCAGCAGAAGUCGUUUGACGGCCACGUGGCAGCGAACGGAACUCGUGUGGCGGGAGGAAAGGGGCACGUGAAUGGCACGAGGCAUGUGAAUGGCACGAGGCACGUGAAUGGCACGAGGGUGGGCGGGCGGGUGGACGGCAGUGGGGCGGCCCACAGCGUGAACGGCACUCGCAGGGCUGCUUUGAACGGCACUGACGGCCGGGGCAGGCCGCAGCGGGGUGGUGCUGCUGGCGCUGGCGGCCGUGGUGGUGGUGCUGCUGGUGCUGCUGGUGGUGCUGGUGGUGGUGCUGCUGGUGCUGCUGGUGGUGCUGCUGGUGGUGCUGCUGGUGGUGGCCGUGGUGGUGCUGGUGGUGGCCGUGGUGGUGGUGGCGGGCGCAGGGAGGGCGGCCCUGCUGGUGGCGGGCGUGGCGGGCGAGGAGGCAGCGUGAUUGGUGUGGUGGGCGUGCGGAUGAGUGGCGAGCAGAUGGUGGGGUCAGCAGGCAUGCCCAAUGCCACGGGCCGCCUGGAGCUCACGCUUGUCAAGACGGCCACGGACAUGGACAUGCACUACUCGCUCUCCCUCGCGCACCUCUCCUCCCCCUCCCCUCCCACCGCCGCCUCCAUCCACGCAGGCCCCGCCGCCUCCGCCUCUGCCCUCCUGCUGCUCGCCUUCCCCGCCUCCGCCUGGACCAACACCACCCGCCCCUUCCAUCGCGCCUCCAACGCCACCGCUGCUGCCCCCCCUGCGGCUGCGCGCUUCAGCUACGGCGCCAGGGGCGUGUGGGGCAACGCGUCGUCCCUCUCCGCCGCUGCGGGCGGCUCUGUGGCUGCGGCUGUGAGCACCAUUCUCGCUGCCCCCGCCUCCUUCCACGCUCUCAUCGCCACCUCCGCGUUCCCCCAGGGGGCUGUGCGCGGCCAGAUGGCCAACAUGACCCGCGGGGGGAAGUAG